Molecule: messenger RNA, 294 nt
Organism: Ostertagia ostertagi
Lineage: Eukaryota; Metazoa; Nematoda; Chromadorea; Rhabditida; Trichostrongylidae
Source: the annotation of a GenBank genome assembly
AUGGCUGACCUUCUUAAGGGAGUGAAAUUGCAGAAGAAAGACGGUAGUAGCGCAAAUGCUGAAGACGUGCUCAAGGAUAAAGUCGUAGGAUUGUACUUCUCAGCUCAUUGGUGUCCACCAUGCCGUCAGUUCACUCCCGUGUUGAAGGACUUCCACGAUGAACUUGCAGAUAGUGGAGAAUUUGAGAUUGUGUUUGUGUCUUUCGAUAGGAGUGAAUCUGAUCUUAAAAAGUAUUUGGAGGAAGCCCACGGCGACUGGUAUCACAUUCCCUUCGGAUCUCCUAAAAUCCAGUGA